Molecule: messenger RNA, 9004 nt
Organism: Pocillopora meandrina
Lineage: Eukaryota; Metazoa; Cnidaria; Anthozoa; Scleractinia; Pocilloporidae
Source: the annotation of a GenBank genome assembly
AUGGCGGUCGCCGUGUCAAUGUUUCGGUGGUUGGAUCUGUUAGAAAAAGAAUUUGACAAGACUUUUGUGGAUUUAGAUAUUUUGCUAGGAGAGAUUGAUCCUGAUCAAAGUGAGAUAACUUAUGAUGGACGGCAGAAAAUGACUCAGCUAUCCUCUACCUUCGCACAGCUCGUUCACAAAGCGCAGACAAUUUUUCAGGGAAAUGCCAAAUUAGAGGUACGGUGAGUUUUUGAGUUAAAACAUUGCGAGCUUUACUCUUAAGUUGACUGUGAUCAUCGCCUGUCCAAGUUUAAGCUUUUAAAUUUAAUCGUUGAAAAGAUAACACAAGGUGAAUGAAAAUAAUCUGGUCAUUUUAAAUGUGAUCAAUGUUUCCUACUAAGGAACUAUUUACAUAUUAUGCCCAGAACAACGCUAUGUCGCUAUUUAUCUAAAUUCUUUGAAAAACGCUGGAUAUUAUAGCUUAGAAUCGAAACAAGGGAAAAUUCAUCCUAGUGUCCACGUUAUGCUCUCUUUUUCCUAUUUAUUUACCGAAGGCUUUCCAUUUAGUAAUUUGUUGUCAUAGUGGACUCAGGGUGACACACUUCUAAGGUUACUGGUAGGUUAUUCUGAAAUCGUUAGCAAAAAACGGUGGUCAGUGAUCCAUGAAUAUUGAAAAUAGCUGUUGUGGAAAAAAAGUACAAUCAAGUUUUCUGUUUUCUUUUUCCACCUACAUGGCGAUAUCACCAGGGAAAUGAUGAUGUGAUGAGAGAAUUUUGCCCAACUAAAUUUUUUGUUUGCCAUUAAUUAUAUGAAAUGAAAACAUUACACCAAAAAUGGAGAUUUGAAAAUGUUAAAUGUGAUUGUUGAAAUAUCUCCUAAAUAGAAUGGAUAAUUCUAGGUGAUUUCAGCUAGUGUGAGCAUUCAAUCUUUCCAGUCAUUAAAAGUUAUAUUAUCCUAUGUACCAUGUUUGAGUUUAUGGCAUUUUAUUCCAUGCUGUGUUUAUCAGCAUUUUUCUGUGAUAAUUUUAAUAUAAGGAUUUUUUUUCACUAGAACUGACAUGAAUGACUUUAACUUGAAAAGCAGAAUAUAAUUUAAUUUACUUCUGAGUGGGUCUUCCUUAUAAAUUUUUAUUUUGCAUCCUUAAUGUGCAAUUUCAAUGCAACUGUGUUAUAGGUGUCUUUAACUAAAAGGUGACUGAAAAUGAUGAAACAGUCAUGAAAACUGAAUUUGAGCCAAAAAAGGUGCACUGAAUAGGUUGUUUCGUGGCUUUUUUUAUUCAUUGUGUAGGAGUACUGAAAUCAUUGAAAAGAAAACUUUUAUGCCUCUUUUUAUAAGUUAAUGACAGAAAUGUUUGGGUUUUGUCAUGCAAUGGGACUUUGGAAAACCAAAAUUAAAGAGGGAGUCAAAAUAAUAGUAAUAAUUUAGUAAUAAUAGUAAUAAUAACAAUGAUACUACUACUACUGCUACUAGUAAUACUACAACUACUAGGUAUGAUAAUAUUAAUGAUAGUACAGUCAACUCCCAACAACUCAAACCCUCAUUGACUCAAACCUUACACUAACUAGAACUUAGUCAAUUUCCUCAUGAUAAAUUGAACCCUUAAUAACUAAAACCUCUUGCUUACUCAAAGUAAUAUAUCUUUCCCUUCAGGUCAGACUCUAGAAUGUACUUUUACCCUUGAUAACUCAAACCAUGUCCUACAACCUCUAUUAAUACCUGACAAAUGGAAACAAAUAGUGUAUUGCAAUCCAAAACAUUUAACUUGUACAGUAAUUUAGUGUUCCAUUUUCACUCACCUUCUCUAUAAUUAAAUUUGAUUUCAAUAUAGUUAUACUGUAAGGAUAGUUUUCAUUAAUCCUGAUAACCCAAACUCCUGACACCUUGAUCCUUUUUCAAUUUUCCUUGAAGGUUCGAGAUAUUGGAAGUUGACUGUACCACUAACAAUGAUGAUAAUAAUAAUAAUAAUAAAAUAAUAAUAAUAGCAUACUGUGGACCAACUAUGUGGUAAGGUGUUGAUCAUAAUUUUGUACUUUCCAGGCAGAGUUAGUAGCUCUUAGGCAUGAUCUGGUCGAAGAAAAAGCUGCCAAACAAGUCUUGGAGAAGGAAGUUAAUAAUUUGUUGCUACAGUUACAUGCUGUUCAACUUCAGCUACAUUCCAAUACUGGAAUGCCCCUGGACUCUGAAAAUAUUAAGAACAAAUUAGUAAGUUCCAAUACUUAAGCUGUAAAGUUCUUUGAAGUUUUAUCAUUUUCCUUAAAUAUGGUUAAGUGCCAGGAAGCACAAUAAUGUGGAACUAAAAUUUUAUCAUUUAUUCAUGUAUAUAGUGGUAGUUGUGUACCUGUGCCAAACACGCACAGUGCACAUUAUUUUUUAGCACAUUCACGUCAAAGAAAUUAGUGAGUUUGCCCACUUUUGUAGUGUGCUAUAUUCAGGAAAUAAUUAUUAGACGUGUUUGACAAGCUGGCACUAUAUAAGAUGACCACUUUCCCUUCUUUUUGUCUCAUUCUGUCAAAUUUCUCGAUCUUUGUUUAUUCAUAUUUUGGUCUGUUUUUACAGGAAGAUGCUUCAGUAUCUAUUUAAUCAGAAUUUAGGCUUGCAUUGGAUUCUCAUUGUACUUUGACCCUCAGCUUCAAGAACUAUUAAAAAAAAAUUAUUCCAUGCAAUAGUUUUGAGAAAAGUCAAUUUUUCUUUUGGAGUUCUUUUCACAUUAUUUUACUUUAUAUAUUUCUUUAUUAGGAGAAUGAAAUGAGCAUAUAUAAAAACAACGCCAUGAAGGAGGCUCGCAUGGACUGCCAAAUAAAACAAUUGGAAAAAGAAAACACAGGACUUAGGAACCACGUGUUUUCGUUGCAAGGAGAAGUAUAUGGAGCAAGACUAGCUGCCAAAUACCUUGAUAAAGAAUUAGCUGGAAGGUAAGUUUGCUGAUAGAAAACAAAAUUGAAAACAGAAUAGAAAACAGAUAGAUGGCAAAAACAGUGAUUCCCUGAGGCACCAUGAGCUGGCAUUUUCACUGGCUUUGUGAUGUUUGUGUAGUGCAGAGUAUUUCAACUGGACAGAUUCUUGUCCUGAUGUGAAUUAUUUUAACCCUUGCUUUCUAACUGAACUCAUAAAAUGGUAAUGAGAUAAACUAGGAAGAAAAUUAUGAGUAAAAGCAAGCCCUGGUAGGAAUAGAUGGUGAGAAAAAUUAACAUUUGCUUGUGCCCUUUGGCCAUUUGCCUGUAUCCUACUUGGUAUUUCUUUUUUUUUUUGUUUGUUUUUUUGUUUUGAAAAGUGUUUCAAGUGAUCUCUAUUAAGUUAACUAAUGGUUUCUUUUUUUUCUAGCUGUCUUUUGCUCACCCAUGAGAAAAUGGACAAAGUCUGUUUUAGAUUUAUUAUCAGUAUAGGUAUUCUGCCAUUAACAGUACUCUUGGCCUUGUAUUACAGACCUUUCUGGCAUGUGCUGCACAAUGUGCUAGUCUCGUCAAAGAACCAAUUUUCGGUGCAUGCAGGGAUUUCAGUAAAAGUUGCUUAGCAAUGGUCCAUGACUGCCAGUAAGACCUCUCACUGCAGUCUGUUUAGCCUGCCAGCAGGCUCUUGUAGCUGGUUUUUGCAUCAUGAUUCAACUGCCCAUUACACCAUUGACAGCCGCUCAUUAGAAAAGUUUUUGAAAGCCCUGGUGCAUGAUAAACAUUCCACAUCAUUCCCUGUGCCACUAAUCAGUAUUUAAACUGGAGUUCAGUAUGCUUUUAACUCACAUGCAUUAUUGAAAAUAAUUAGAAAGCAAAAGUUAUGUUCUUUUCAUAUCAUAGAAUACAACAAAUUCAGUUGCUUGGGCGUGACAUGAGAGGGAGUGAACAUGAUCAACUUUGGAACCAAAUUGAAGCAGAAAUACACCUACACAGGCACAAAACUGUGAUCAGAGCAUGCAGAGGCCGCAAGGACCCCAAUAACAAGGCCCCAGCACCACCACCUCCAGAACCACAAGCUUUAGAAGAUGAAGAUGAUUCUGAUAGUAAAGCAAGAAAGAGGAGAGGAAUUGGUGAACCCAGGACUGUAGUGAUUCAAAAGAGCAAAACAGAAGGGCUUGGAAUAUCCAUUACUGUAAGGGCCUUUUCAUUUUGUUCCAUGUAUGAGUAUGUGGAAUCAUUUCCUACUCUUUUACUUUCAAAACUAAGCUUCUGACCCCUAUGCUCCCAGGACAAGAUCCAACUAUUAAUUCUAAUAAUCCUCCCUCUCACUGCUUUAUAUUUUGUCAUAAAUUAGUCAGCAGAAGUGGGUGGGACACCAAGAAAGGUUUGUUGAUUCUGUUUAAGUGAUUUUGUUAGGAGAAGUUGUUUUUCAAACAUUUCAGGGAUUUUAACUGGUUAAACUAAGCAAACUUUUCCACUGGGUCUUAGGAAACCAAAACCUAGUAAUAAAAGUAACAGAAGUUUGCUCAACAAUUUUUUCAUUAAAUUGAUGUUACUUGUUCACUCAUUAAUACAUGUGGUCAGUUAUAGCUGAAAACAGUGCACAUGAGUCUUUGACUUCAUCUUUUUGUUCUGAAAGUGUCAAAGACUUUUUAGACUGUUUCAUGUGGUGGAUUUUCCUCAAUUGAAGGAGUUUAGUUUGAACAACAUGAAAGAACAGAGUUGAGCAUAAAUUGACCAAGUGCUGUUUCACAUCUGUCAAUGCCUUCUAAACAGUUUCAAAAUUUAGGCUACAACUUAACCUUUUCAUUGCCAUCAACAUCAACUCUCCUCACUUUCUACAAAUUAUUUCUUUUAAUCUUCACUCAGAGAAUUUGGUUUUAGAUCAAACAUUAUGUAUGCAUUUUUCUUUAACACCUCUCUACCUGAUAUGAAUUGACAUUGUAAAGGGGAACUUCUCUUUUGAAUCACUGCUGCAAGUGAAAUGGUCAAGUUCCAUUUCAUAAAAUUUGGAGCAAUGAUAUUCCAUUAAUCAGAAACCAGAGAUUCUGAAUAUGUGAUAGCAAACGACUUGACCCUUUUCACUCUAACAUCAGUAUGCAUAUUCUCCGUACUGUUCUCUUUACAUCUCCUAAUGUGUGGACAGGGAGUGUUUCCUUAACAAUUACAUGCAAGAGCUUCUUUAGUUGGUUAUCAUUUCCUUUUUUCUUAUGACCUUAUUGUUUGAUUCAGGGGUGUGGAUAAGCAAGUGGGAUCAAUAUCAGUAUCUGGGCAACUGCCCACCUACCCUUCCCCUAACUCAACAAACAGUCAAUUGAUAACAAGUUAGGGCUAAUGUUGGGUUAGGGGAGGGGUAGGUGGGCAGUUGCCCAGAUACUGAUAUUAAUCCAGUAAGUGUGACUAUAAGGAGAAAUCAGAUGCGUGUUACUCUCAGGGGUUAAUGGGUUAAUACCUGUUGAUAAUGGUUCCAUUUUAGGGUGGAAAGGAACAUGGUGUGCCAAUUAUUGUGUCAGAGAUACACGAAGGUCUCCCUGUAGACAGAUCAGGGGGCUUAUAUGUAGGUGAUGCCAUACUCGCCGUGAACGGUAUUGAUCUUCAGGAAGCUAAGCAUAGCGAGGCAGUGAAAGUGCUGUCCACUGUACAUGGUGAAAUAACACUUGAGGUUCUGUAUGUGGCCCCUGAUGAUUCCAGUGAUGAUGAGGAUACCUGGGAGGAAGACGAAGGACAGAGGUUAGUUAUUCACGACCUCAAGUGGUUCGGAGGCUGGAUAACGCAUCGCUAUCGAGUGGAUAACGCAGUGGGUUUUGCUAACACUUAUCCGCUGGAUAGCGAUUUAUCCGUUGGAUAGCGUUAACUGAGUGCCUUUUUAGCAACCGAGCUCGGGAAGGUAUCGCUGAGGAAAACUUCGAACUAAAAAAAAAAAACAAAAAAAAAAGACUCUUAUUUAGAGAUUAGAAAGGCUGAACGCGUUUACUGUCUUUAACCCUCUAACUCCCAGAUCAAAUUUGUAACUCUCCUUACUAUCAACCACAUAAUUCUUACAAUGUUAGUUCAGAGAAUUUAGUAUUGGAUUAACUAAUUAUCCCCAAAUUGAUAUUUUUCUUUAUUUCUGGUUGAUAUUGUACUGAUAUUGUAAGGAGAAAGUCUGUCUUGGUCACUCAUGGGAGUUAAAGGGUUACCGGCGCCACAGGUCAAUUUCAGCUCAACAUAAAUGAGUAGCGUUGAGUCCCAAAGAGAAGCGUAAAACAAUUCGCCAUCAGUGUACUUGUUUUCAGACCCCGCAAAUUUGGGGAUAUCACGUUUCUUUGCAGGAGACAGGCUAAGAGAAAAUGAACACUUUUGAAGCAUGGUUAGGUUUAGUAAAUCUUUUCAUUCGCCACGUUCUAGUUACCGUCGCUGUCGUGGUCUGCAUAAGGUCCCUGACAAUUCAGUAACGUAAGCUUGAGGACAUAUUGACAUAUUGACACUCGAUUGAAAAUCGAGUGUCAAUAGUAAUGAGGGAUUGCACUGGUUUCGCUUCGCUACGGUCCGUCAUUGAUAAAAAAGAAUUCGUGCCGCGCUUUCAACCAAUUAGAGGCUAAAGCAGAAUCAGAAAUAAAAAUGUAUGUAAACAUUAAACCAAAAUUUUCUUUCAAAUCUAGGUACAGCAUGCUGGGAAGAGUUGAGGACCCAGCAAAUGAACUGUCUAAUGGUGAUGUAUACAUGACAAACUCAAAAAGAGAUUCCAAUAAAAUCCAGACUACCGAGCAGCGGAGGUAAGACUGUCUGUUGUGGCGUCCAUCUCCUUCUCUUUUGUAAUUGAUGACAUUGGGAAUUCACGGUGAGGGUUAGGAACAGGAAGAUCGAAAACCCGGACCCGAGAAAACUGCGGAAAACUGCCAGUCAGGAGAGAUUUUCAAUAGUUUGGCGUUAAUUCCAGUUUUGAAGUGAACUUCGUGGAAUAAAUAAUGUCCAAGGAAAUAUAUACAGUACGAGCAUAUUUUCGCGAAAAAUUGAGGCUAUUGUGUAUGUUAUCCUUCAAAUAUUUUGCAACGCGCGUGAAAAAAUGUUUACGAAUAGCUUCCUUUUUGCUGCGUGGAAUGUUUUCCUUUGAGUGUUCUGUGGUGCGACUUUUUUAAAGAAACAAAUAUUCCCUCUCUUCUGUUCCAACCACAGAACAUUCUCUCGUCUGGAAUUAAAUUUUAAAAAGAAGACUUAUCGUAGUGGACGUAAGGUUUGAAAAUUGGGGAAUAUCACUUGGGUGAUAAUCUCAGAUAUCCCCCAGUUCUAUCCGUGGGAUUUUCGGUCACGUGAUAUCUUUAGACCAAUCGCGCGCGAGCAAUGAUAUCAUCAUAAAUAUAUAUAUAUAUAUAUAUAUAUAUAUAUAUAUAUAUAAUUUUUUUUUGAUUUUUUCUAUUUAUCUGACAUCUUUUUUAAUUCUGGUCGUUUCCAGUCCCCCUUCAUCGCCUCGUUCAGCACCGUACCUUCCGUCGCAUCCUGGGGCGGCGCAACCAGUCAGCGCUUCUCCUGAAUCAGCAAAGAAGUACCGCAACCCAGCUACAAUACCAGAGACGUUUUCAACGACAGUGGACAGCAGAGGAAACAAUUCCGAGUUGUCAUCAAGAUCUAGUUCGCAGUCGUCGUUAUCUUUAGCUUCAACGCUUUCGCCGCAUCAAACCGGAGGAUUAAAUGUUGGGAGGUUGGAACCUUUGAUACAAACUCCUUCCGAAGGGGAAGAUACAGGCUCAGAGCUGUUUUCACCAUCGACGUAGCGAAAAGGAUAGCUGUAGAAUCUGUUGUGCUGGGAAUGUGAGAGGUUUAUUGAUACUAAUAAGCAGGUCCCUGGAGCAGUCCACGGAAUCUUUAAGUGUUACACAAUUAAAUCUCUUUGAUUGAUGUUAAUGGAUGCAGUUUUUGGUAAGAACGUCUUGCUAGGACGAAUGUAGGGGAUGAAGUCUCAGAAUGAACGCUAAUCUUUAGAAAACAUCAGUAAAGAAAUGCCACUCUACAGCGACACAAAGCAAUGUGCUCUAAAAUCAGGCAUGUAAGAUUUGUUUACCAAAAUUUGGAUUGUUUCGUGUCCAAUGUUUUUUUCUAAAAUUUCCUAAUUUCACAAUUUACAAUCAAGUGGCUGUAGCCAUUUAGCUAUAUGAAGGGUUUUUCUCCCUUUUCUUCCCUCUUUUUUUCUGAUGAUAAUUAUGUGUCACUCAGAGAAAACAAACCAACUGACAAUCAAACACUUCAUCACUUUUAUGUUGAACUUGAUGAGGGUAGAAUUGUUGAAAUUUCCUACCGCAAAUUAGCUCUCUAAAAAAGACGAACUUAAUCAUGGAGACUAUGGUCAAAGUCUUCUCAUGACAUGAAGGAAAUUCUUCGUCAGUCUCCCCGAAGCCCAAUGCUGGCUUGGAAAAAGUCUAAUCAAAAGCUUUUUGACCUUUUCAAAUGCAAUAAUCAGGCUACGGUAAAAAAAUUAUUGAAUAUUACAGACAAGUACCAAGAGAUUUAUGUGACGCACUGUCUGAUUGGUCAGUCAGACCUGUCCCCAGGUUUUCAAAAAUCCCAAUUUCGUUUUGUCUCUGUCUUCAGAAUAAUGUUAUGGGGAUCUUCUUUGUGCAGACUCACUAAACAUUACUCCUUAUCCUUUUCCUCAAGUGUGACGAAGUUGCCUUGCCGUCGCUAAAUUGGCGACAAGACUAGCUUUGCGCUGCACAACAGCGUUUAGGUCGUGUAACGUUGGCGGUGAGAUUUUCGAUUCGUCUUAAACUUCUCGUUUUGAGGGAGAUGACCAAAUUAAGAGUAUAUAGAAGUAAUUGAUAUUGUAUGAAUUGUGAAGAGUGAAGUAUAAAUUGUAUAAAGAGAGAAAAUUUAAUUUUGGGGGAUUUUUGCACUUAUGUUUCUGCCAUGAUACGAUAGAUAUUUGUGAUGUCACCAGAGAAUUAUUCUUUAGGAAUAGAUUUCGCUUUGUCUCGUACUUAUUUCAAUGUGCGAUUUUUAAAACCUUUACAGACAUGGCUUAAAGAAAUAGAAUUGACUAAAUACGUUGUUAAAUAAAAGGCAGUCUAUGACUGCAUGUGCCACUGUUGUAAAGUUGUGGACUACUGCAAUAAAAAUGCAAUGUGGCGUACAAUGCAGGGAGGAUAAAUGAACGGCUCUGGUCG